This is a messenger RNA of Quercus robur (English oak), 2822 nucleotides long. Its product is annotated as DEAD-box ATP-dependent RNA helicase 31-like. Lineage: Eukaryota; Viridiplantae; Streptophyta; Magnoliopsida; Fagales; Fagaceae. The coding region runs from base 145 to 2631 and encodes 828 amino acids. The record is from RefSeq and is a predicted model, not a curated record. The transcript has 10 exons. Gene Ontology annotation, molecular function: RNA helicase activity; nucleic acid binding; ATP binding. Gene Ontology annotation, cellular component: chloroplast.
UGGCAAACAAAAGUAAUUCUUAAACCCUGUCUGUCUGUUUGUCUCACAGCCUCUUAUUUCGUUUUAAAACCCUAAAACACUGACUCUUCUUCAACUUCUUAUCCGGCAGCCACAAACUGGAAACCGGAGAAUCGAGGUUGCAUAAUGCCCGUUAAGCUCUUCCCACAGCUCCGUCUCCUCAAGCCCACUCUUCCGGUCACCGGUUUCCCUCUGACUAUGAGACCCGGAGCUUGGGUCCAACCCUCUCAUCGGGUCAUACCCGUUUUCUCUCGCGUAUUCCCAUUGAGGCUUAGAUACUCUGGUGGUCGCGCUCUCCAUCUACUUCGCAAUGAAAAUGGAGAAUUGGGUGUUCGAAGAUUCUCCACUCGGCAUUUGGGAAAGGAGGCUCGAAGGGCAUCAUCGUCAUCUAAGAGCUUGAUUGAAGAUGAGGCUGAACUCAGUGAUUGGGUUAGUGAUUUGAGGACCGACUCUUUCCGAGGCCAACUCACUAGCGAAGACGAAGCCUCCGAUGUAAAUAGAGUUAGGAAUAGAACGAGAGACCGGGAUAGUAAGGGUGGUAGGGAGUCAAAUUCAAUGAUGAACAAGAGGAGGAGGUCGAAGGAGUCGUUUGAUGAGUCGAAUCGGAAUUCGAGGGUGAGUAGGCGGUUUGGGAGUGCAUUGGAAGACAAUGAGGGUGAGGGGGAAGGUGUGUCGUGGAGAGCAAAUGGCGGGUUUCGAAGUGGGAAUGAGAUGGGAAGGAAAGGUGGGAGAGAGAUGGAUAAAGGGUAUGAGAGAAAUAGGAAUGUGAUGGGGAGAAGAGAGGUGGAUAAGGGGUAUGUUAGAGAUAGAAAUGUAAAUAGAGGUAGUGAUGGUUUAAGGAAAGGCGUGAAGGAUUCGAUAAAGCAACUGCGAUGGAUGGAUGAUGAUGUGAAUGUGCGAAGUAGAAAUGUAAAUAGAGGUACCGAAGGGUUAAGAAAAGGCGUGAAUAAUUCGAUGAAGCAGGAUUUGAUAAAGGAACCACGUUGGACGAAUGAUGAGGAUGGAGAGAAGUUAUUGCCUACUAUAGGGGAUUUGCUUAGUGAGGAAGAUAGUGAUAGUCAAGAUGAAGAAGAUGAUGAUGAUGAUGAUGAAUUGUUGAAGAAGAGUGCAAGCUCUAUGUUUGGAUUAGAUGAUGAAGUGAGUGCAAGGGUGUUACCAAGGCCUUCAUCCUCAAAGUCUGACACUCAAUCUUAUUUAAGCGAAACUCGAUUUGAUCAAUGUUCAGUAUCUCCAUUGUCAUUAAAAGGAAUCAAAGAUGCUGGGUAUGAGAAAAUGACCGUGGUACAAGAGGCAACUCUUCCAGUAAUACUGAAAGGCAAGGACGUUCUGGCCAAGGCUAGAACAGGCACUGGAAAAACUGUAGCAUUUUUGCUUCCAUCAAUCGAGGUUGUUGUAAAGUCACCUCCUAUUGGUCGUGACCAAAAGUGGCCCCCUAUUCUUGUGCUUGUGAUAUGCCCAACUCGAGAGCUUGCAAGCCAAGCUGCUGCAGAGGCUAAUAUCCUGUUGAAGUAUCAUCCUUCUAUUGGUGUUCAAGUUGUAAUAGGAGGAACAAGACUUGCUCUGGAACAGAAACGCAUGCAAGCAAACCCUUGCCAGAUUCUUGUUGCUACACCUGGAAGGCUCAGAGAUCAUAUUGAGAAUACCGCAGGUUUUGCAACUAGGCUGAUGGGUGUGAAAGUCCUUGUACUUGAUGAAGCUGAUCAUUUACUAGACAUGGGAUUUCGUAAAGACAUUGAGAAGAUCAUUGCUGCUGUUCCUAAACAUCGACAGACGCUUUUGUUUUCUGCCACAGUUCCUGAAGAGGUCCGUCAAAUCAGUCACAUUGCUUUGAAAAGAGAUCAUGAAUUUAUCAAUACAGUUCAAGAAGGCACUGAGGAGACGCAUUCACAGGUCAGACAGAUGCAUUUAGUGGCUCCUUUAGACAAGCAUUUUUCCCUACUGUAUGUUCUUCUAAAAGACCAUAUUGCAGAUGAUGUCGACUAUAAGGUUCUUGUAUUCUGCACAACUGCCAUGGUCACACGGUUGGUUGCUGACCUUCUUGGGGAGCUGAACUUGAAUGUCAGAGAGAUCCAUUCUAGAAAGCCACAGAGUUACAGAACCAGGAUAUCUGAUGAAUUCAGGAAGUCAAAGGGUCUUAUCCUUGUGACAUCUGAUGUAUCUGCACGUGGAGUAGAUUAUCCAGAUGUUACCCUUGUCAUACAGGUGGGUUUGCCUUCUGACAGAGAACAGUAUAUACAUAGACUUGGUAGAACUGGGCGUAAAGGUAAAGAAGGGCAAGGCAUAUUGUUACUAGCACCUUGGGAGGAAUUCUUUUUAUCUACUAUCAAGGAUUUGCCAAUAUCGAAGGCUCCAGUACAUUUGAUUGAUCCAGACACAAAGAAAAAGGUUGAACGAGCACUAUCCCAAGUGGAGAUGAAGAACAAAGAAACAGCAUACCAGGCCUGGCUUGGUUAUUACAAUUCCAAUAAGAAAGUGGGCAGAGACAAGCAUAGGCUUGUGGAGCUUGCUAAUGAAUUCAGCCGAAGCAUGGGGCUUGACAACCCUCCUGCAAUUCCCAAGCUUGUCCUUGGCAAGAUGGGCCUAAGAAAUAUCUCUGGUUUGCGCUCCAAAUAAUUCCAAAGCUCCGCCUUUUUGUUUUCUACCUAUUUAACUAAUUAACUAAUUAAUCGCCCCCCACCCCCCCCCCCCCCCCCCAAAAAAAAAUAUAUAUAUAGAUCUUACUGUGAGUUGACUUUUUUUUUGGGAAAUACCCCUGGAAUAUUUGGUUAUUAUCAAAUAGUUUAUGAUGAAUGUAUUCUUUGACA